AUGAAGGUUAAUAUUUCUAUCAAACAAAUAUUUUAUCUCCUACUUCUCGCACUUUUACACAGGGGGGACAAGGUCAGGGCCCUGGAAAAUGAUGCCAAAAGUGACUCUGGAAUCAAUGCCCCUCCCCCUCCUUUAGACGACGAAUCAGCUGUUGUUUUACCCAGUUCGCACCGAUUUACCGUCCAAUUCCACUCGCCUCCUGGAGGAGAUACCCAGGCGGCAGCCAGAGCAGAUCAGGACAGAUUUUUGGAUCACCUUGCUGCCAAUCAAAUCCAAUUCAGGGUUCGAUACAGAUACACAAAUGUCAUCAAUGCCAUAUCAAUCGAGUUGACACCAACACUCACGUCCACAUCUACAUCCACACUUGAUCAAAAUUCAUUAUUUUCCCGAUCAAUACCAUCAUCAAUACCAGCAGCAGCAUCACCAUCAUCACCAUCAUCAUUCAAGACCUCGAAAAAUAAUAAUACUAACAGCAACAGCAGUAACAACAACAUUUUUAAUGAAAAUAAUGAAAAUCAUAGCACAUAUAGAAUAAAUAAAGCUCAAGCUCAAGCUCAAGCUCAAGUUCAAGCUUUAAGAUUUGCUUUAGCCUCACAUCCAUCAGUAAAAAAGCACUGGGCCGGAAAACGAUAUUCUCGGCCAACUACACAUAAUACCCGUAAUUUUGUCUUCGGAAAUAUAAACACGGGUGUGGAAGAAGGAAUAGCCAACCUGCCCGCAGCUCAUCGUCUCACAGGCGUUGCCCGUGUAAGAUCUGAGAAUAUAUCCGGAAAGGGCAUCAAAAUUGGUAUCCUUGACACUGGCGUAGAUUAUACUCAUCCAGCCCUUGGUGGAUGUUUUGGUCCUGGAUGUAAAAUAGCGUAUGGAUAUGAUCUUGUUGGUGAUAAUUAUGGCAAGGAAGGAAAGAUACUUGCUGACAAUGAUCCAAUUGAUACUUGUGAUGUUGCUGCUAAUGAUACACUCAAGAAUUUUCAAGGUGUUGCACCCAAUGUUGAAUUGGGUGUUUGGCGCAUUUUUGGAUGUGAAGGCGAGACAGACGAUGACAUUAUACUCCAGGCUGCGGAGCUCGCCUUUAAUGCUGGUAUGGACAUUAUAAACUUAUCUUUGGGUGGAUCUCAAAAUGCUUGGGAAGAGGAAUCUUUGGCUGUUGCUUUAUCAAACCUGGUCGACAGAGGGGUAGUAGUUAUAGUAGCACAAGGAAACGAAGGAAAAGACGGCAUCUCACAGACACCAUCUCCAUCUAUUGGCCGGCGGGUACUCACGGUGGCUUCUGUAGACAAUGUUCAACGACAGACCAGAACGUUACAUAUCAUAAAUUCUAAUAGUCAUCAGUACGAUUUUGAAUACCAAAUCUCGCCAGAUGUCUCGGUUGAUUUUGAUGACAAAAAGUAUUAUCGUAUUAUGGCUACUGGACAUAGUGUAGUGAAUUCCGAUAAUGGGUCACAGACUGGAGCCGAGACCAGAAACACUAGCUAUACUUUUGAAUAUGGCUGCCAACCACUUGAUCCCAAUAGAUUUGUGGGUUCGGUUGUGCUUGUCCACAGAGGAAAGUGUCAGUUCUCAAGAAAGGCCCUAAACGUUCAACAAGCAGGGGCUGUGGGUCUUUUGGUGUACAACAACCCAGGCGAAGAGACCACGACAAUAGGUCUCGAAGGUGCGAAUAUCACCAUACCAGUUGGAUCAAUCAAUGGAGAAGACGGUGGCACCAUAUUCUCCAUGUUCUCGAGUACUGGGGAUGGCAAUACAAGUUUUGGUGCAGCGUUUUCCAACCAAAUGGCUCCAAUCAAAACAGCCGGGCUUCCUUCUCUAUUCUCCAGCUGGGGUCCUGAUGCAGAGCUACACUUUAAGCCAGAAAUAGCGGCAGUGGGUGGUUAUGUGUAUUCUACAUUUCCUGUGAAUAUGGGUAGCUACAAAUCAAUGAGUGGUACAAGCAUGGCUACUAUUAUGUUAGACUGGUUUUUAUUGUUAUCUCUAUCAUUUACUAGUGUUAGUAGUAGUGUUAGUGGUAGUAAUAUCGGUAGCGAUAUUGGUAUUUGUAUCGGUGGUAAUGAUAGUGGCGGUAGUGGCGGUGACAAGCUCAAGUUUCUGAUGUGUGGCCCAUGCUUUAUGCCUUACCUUGCCGGGUGUGUGGCACUUUAUAUGGAAGCCACCAAGCACCGUAAUCCAGAUACUGUAUACCGUGCAUUUCUAAAUCAUGCAAGGCCAAUAGUUGGCACAUAUCAUCACAGAUUGGAAUCUCCUAUUAAGCAAGGAGCAGGACUUGUUCAAGUACACAACACAAUACACAGCAAAAGCAUUGUAGAUCCUUUCAAGAUCACCUUGAAUGACACCGAAUAUUUUAAUAAGAUUAAUAUAAUAACAAUUACCAACACAUCGAAUAUGACACGCUUGUACAAUAUAUCACAUUCUGCUGCUAUUGCAGUAUCAGGUUACAAUUUCACCAAGAGUGCAGUACCAUUGCGUCGCCCUCACUACAAAGACAAUAGAGCAGAUGUAGCCAUAAAUGAGACUGCAUUUGUACUUGGAUUCAAUCAAUCCAGAGCUGUUAAAUUGACAUUCUCUCCGCCCAAUUGGACCAAUACAAUUGACAACCCCCACCUUUUGUACGGUGGUUAUAUUCGGGUACGGUCUAGUAGCAAUAAUACAGAGACCGAAGUACUACAUGUUCCUUACUUUGGAUCGCUUGGAAGGCAAAGAGAUCUUCCUAUAUUUGACACAAAGAAAGGAUAUCCGUAUAUCGGAAACUAUCUCGGGAGAAGGUUGUCAGCCCCGAUAGAUCAAUCAUCCGGGUCUACGAUAGACAGCCAGAACAAUCAGAACAAUCAGACCAACAGCACAACAAAGCAGGUUCUGAAAUAUGAUUUCAGCCGAGCAAACGUUGUUCACCUGUACCUUCGUCUGGGUAAUCCAACAGCAUUGUUGAAAGGAGAACUCUUGGAUACCUCUAAUGUCAGUGUAGGAGAGAUACCAGCGAUUCGGCAAGAGUGGUUGUCUAGGAACGACCAUAGUGACACAAACCGUGAACACAACAUAGAUUGGAGGGGGCACAUUACUACUCUGCCAACCCUAUUUAAUAAUACAACCACAACCACAACCACAAAUAAUAAUACAUCUAGUCGGAUUGCCCAUGUGCCCCACGGAAUCUAUCGAAUCAAACUCUCGGCUCUCAAAAUAUUUGGGAAUCCGUUGGAUGACAGAGACUGGGAAGUUUGGAUCUCUCCUGACAUGACAAUUAUUGGUUAA
This is a messenger RNA of Phycomyces blakesleeanus NRRL 1555(-), 3243 nucleotides long. RefSeq names its product secreted subtilisin-like serine protease. Gene Ontology annotation, molecular function: serine-type endopeptidase activity. The record is from RefSeq and is a predicted model, not a curated record. The transcript is spliced from 19 exons. Gene Ontology annotation, cellular component: cell wall; membrane. The coding region runs from base 1 to 3243 and encodes 1080 amino acids. Gene Ontology annotation, biological process: proteolysis. NCBI's taxonomy places the organism in Eukaryota, Fungi, Mucoromycota, Mucoromycetes, Mucorales, Phycomycetaceae.